Quercus robur (English oak) is the source of this 3549-nucleotide messenger RNA. RefSeq names its product desmethyl-deoxy-podophyllotoxin synthase-like. The coding region runs from base 2027 to 3415 and encodes 462 amino acids. Gene Ontology annotation, molecular function: heme binding; monooxygenase activity; iron ion binding. The record is from RefSeq and is a predicted model, not a curated record. The transcript has 3 exons. Lineage: Eukaryota; Viridiplantae; Streptophyta; Magnoliopsida; Fagales; Fagaceae.
UAUUGAAUUAUUUCAUUAAAAACAAGCUAAUUUUUUAAAAAUUGUUGAUUUUUCUUUGAAAAAAUUCAUUUUAAAAUCUAAUUAUCCGAGCUUUUAAUUUUUAAGAUAAUCUUUUUUUAUUUUUAUUUUAUAUAUUUUUGGGAUGGAGAUUAUAGCCACUCCCCACCUGAACAUUGUGGGUAAUGUGCGUUUUGGGUCGACAAAUUUGUAGUCCACAAGUAUUCUACUUUUUUUCUUUUUUUUUGGCUAAACAUCCACAUGCAUUUUGCUCAUUACUAAAAUUUGAAUGAAUUUUAACUCAUGGAAGAAAUGAAUAAUUUACCGCCUUCAUUGAUGAUUUUUCAAAAUAUACACUAAACGAAAUUUGCCUUUGGCUGCUGGCAAAAAUGCUAUAAUAGGUUAAGUAGUAAUGUGAGAACCAUGACCCGAGGGGACUGAAUUUUUUGGAUAUCCCCCACUUGACAGUGAGUCUCAUAAUGAAGACUUAACUAACAAUGUUCAUCCUCUAGAGGGAUGUACAAUGGAGUUGCCGCUUGAUUUAUUCUAAUCAAGAAACUCAAAUGAAAAUACAUCUUAUUAAAAAUGAAAUUCAUAACUACAUUUCCUCAAUAAUGGUGAAAAUAGAAAAUUACAUUCCUCCUUUCCCUAGUUACAAUUUAAGAUAGAAAAUUACAACAAUUAAAUUCCUAGUUACAAAGUAAGAAAAUGAGAAGAAAAUCAGAUUACCCAAGCCAAAUCCCCAACCAUUAUCUUUUAAACCUCCACAUGUACUUGCUGAUGAAACUCAGUUACCAUUGAUGUUGUAAGCCUAUGAUAGUAUGGCUCACUUGCUCUGUGGAACCAUCUCAAGUUUUAACACAGUUUAGCUUGGAAUUGGAUAAAGGGGGCAAAUGUUAAUUAAUUUGAGAAUUUGUGGGGACAAUGUUAUAUCUGAAAGAUUGGGUUUUUCAAAUUCAAUUUGACCAUACCUCCAAAGUGAUAAUGUAAUUUACCCAUUUAUUUUUUGUGUUCUUUCAUUCUUUGUGUCAAUUCUUAUUUAUGAAAUGGAUAAGUACAAGUUUUUGUGGCCCAGAUAAAAAGAUCUUUUAUCUAUGUAUAUACUAUAGCUAUAUGUACAGUUUAAAACUUUUCAAUCUUGUGGGGGCGUGCACCCACAAGGAUUAAACUCUUAUUGGCUGUUCAAUUGUGAGAAAUCAACUAAAACAUAAAAUUGCUGAAUAAAGUGAGGACAAGAGAGAAAUAGUGGCGCCAGAACUUGUUGGCAACAAGGCAACAAGGCUUGAACUAUUAUUGGAUGGUCAAUUGUCAUAAACAUAAAAUCAACUGUUACAUAAAAUUGCUUAAUAAAGUGGACAUAAAAGGAGUGGUCGUACGUUAGCAGUUGGAAAGUACUUCCUUUAUUUGGAGAGCAAAAAUAGCUAUGUUCAAACGUAUCUCACACACACACAUACAUAGAUGAUCUAGGAGCACAGAUUUUUCACAGUUGAUCUGUUGUGAUUGAUAUAAAACAAAAUUUGUGUUACUAGUAGAAUCAUAUGGAAAUAAUUUUCCUUCAAUCAUAAUUUAUUAGAUUCUCAAGUUGUAAAUAUAUACAAUUUGCAUCCUGAGUUAUCCCUUUUGAUCCCUUUGAAAAUGUGAUAGGCACCUGCAAUAGAUGAACAGAUUAAUACAGAAGGAACAGACGGCAGUUGAUGUAAGUGACAUGCAUAAUAGAUAAAAUAAAGCUGUUUAAUUUGGCCUCUAGCACCAAUAAUUCUGAUUAAAACUUAAUAUUACUACAAAAUUGGACCUUUAAAAAAUAUAAGGAAACAGUCAUACCUCAAAUAGCAAAGAAUCAAGAUUUGAUACAGAAUCAACACAGUGUUAAUUAUAAAGCUAAAACCACUAGCAUAUUUAGCCUCCACAAAUGUUAAAAACCAAGGUGCAGUAUAUUGUUCUUUGCAAAUCUUUGCUGUAUUAUUGUUCCUUAUUGUCCCAUGAAUACUAAACCUUUGCCUUAAAAUAAGAGUUUCUGUACUUGUUCCCAAUGCUUCAAGUUCCCCCCUUUCCUCUUUUUACUUGGCUCUUCUUCUUGUUUAUUCUGGUUAUUUACUGGAAGAGAUCUAAAGCCAAAGGCCAAAGCCAUAAGUUGCCACCAGGGCCAUGGAAACUGCCUCUUAUUGGGAAUUUGCACCAGCUAUUUUUCUCUCUACCACAUCGAUCUUUGAGAGACUUAGCCAAGAAAUAUGGACCUAUUAUGCAACUGCAGCUGGGAGAGGUCUUAGCUAUAAUCAUUUCAUCACCAAAAGUAGUCGAAGAAGUGCUGAAGACGCAUGAUACUGCUUUGGCAAAUCGGCCAAGUGUUCUUGCCAUUGAAGCUAUGUCCUAUGGUAAUUCAGAGGGAGUUCCAAUCAAUCUCAGUGAGAAGAUCUUCUCCUCAACAUAUUGCAUAGCUUCCAGGGCAGCCAUUGGGAAGAAGUGCAAAUAUGAAAAAGAAUUCAUAUCAUUAAUCCAGGAAACGUUUACUCUAAGUGGAGGUUUUGACUUACCUGAUUUGUUCCCUUCACUAAAGUUCCUUGGCUUCCUUACUGGUAUGAAGUCUGCGUUGGAGAAAAUACAACAAAACUUGGAUAAGAUUCUUGAUGAUAUAGUGAAUGAGCAUAAGAUGAAAAGAAUUGCCACGUCAACCAAUAAACAUGAACCAGGUCCAGGUGAUGAAGACGGUGACGAUGAUCUAGUUGAUGUGCUUCUCAAACUUCAGGAGAUGGGUGAGCUUGAAUUUAGUAUCACAAGCAAUCACAUCAAAGCUGUUACUCAGGACAUCUUCACUGGAGCGAGUGAGACUUCAGCAUCCACAAUAGAAUGGGCAAUGUCAGAAUUAUUGAGAAACCCUAGAGUGAUGGAGAAGGCACAAGCCGAAGUGCGACAAGUUCUACAAGGGAGAAGGAAUCUUGAUGAGACAUACAUUCAUAAACUAGAUUACUUGAAAUUAGUUGUGAAAGAAACACUACGACUACAUCCUCCUGGUGCCUUGGUUCCAAGAGAAUCAAGAGAAAAAUGUGAAAUUAAUGGGUACGAGAUACCAAGCAACACAAAAGUAAUCAUAAAUAUAUGGGCUAUAGGAAGAGAUCCUGAAUAUUGGAUUGAUGCUGAUUGUUUUUGGCCAGAGAGAUUCCAUGGUUCCUCUAUUGAUUUGAAAGGGACAAACUUUGAAUUCAUUCCAUUUGGAGGUGGUAGGAGAAUAUGUCCAGGCAUGUCAUUUGCUCUUGCAAUUGUUGAACUUGUUCUUUCUCAGUUACUAUUUCACUUCAAUUGGAAACUCCCCAAUGACACCAAACUUGAAGAGCUUGACAUCUCUGAGUCUUUGGGAUUAACCUGUAGGAGAAGGAAUGAUUUGUAUGUAAUUGCCACUCCUUGGGCUUCUCUUUUUAAUUGAAAGACAGUGAAUAACAAAGGACAGUGAAUAAGUAAUACCUCUUGUUGCAAAUGAUUGGAUGUAUUUAUAAGGUACCAAUUCUCUUACUUGUGCGAAUAAAACUAAGUUUGGAUAUAUAGUAUUUUAUUUUGAUA